AAAAAAAGUAAUACUUCCGGGUUGUCGCGGGCGGAUAUAGGCGCGAUUCGACACCGCGGGAAAGUUUUUUGUUCUUCCUGUGGCCACAACCUGGGCAAUGCAGGUUUUUUUUUAGCCUGCGACUGAAGACUUGUUAAGUUUUCACGGUAUUUAUUAAUCAUGUCUCAGGCUCUGGUCACAGAUUUCUUCUCCCAGAGCAAGAAAAGGACGGCCAGUUCGGUCAAAUCCAGCGCUGCCGCUUCUCGCGACUCGACCAAAUCGGGAUCAGUCGCCUCUUCAAACAAAGACAUUUUCUCGAAUUCAGCCUCGAGCCAAGUCCGCGAUGAGUUCAUGCGAAUUAUCGACGCGGCAACGAGUUCGUCCAAAGGCGAGUGUGCUCCGAGUAAGAAGCCGAAAGAUCACCGUCUCACUCCUCGGCCACCAUCAAAGCGGACCUCGCGAAACGCACAACUUGGGACAGACGCGAGUUCGGCUUCCGCGCAGCGCAGCGCAACGAAGAAGAGGCGUCAAGUGGACGCCAAAACGACAACAUCGGCCACAAACAAAUGUGUCUUCUCGCACCCUAAACAACAGUCUACAGCUGAGCCAGUGCCCAAUGGAGUUCCUGAGCAGCUUUCAACUUCAGCAGCCUCUUUUCAAAAUCAAACUAGCAUCUCACCACAGAAGGACGCCAUCAAAAGCAAGAAAAAUGGAGGACAGGCUAAACAGACUCAUUGUGGAGAAAAUAUUACAGCCAACAAGUUUCUCCUGAUGAGGAUCAAGAAACAAGUCGAGGAGUUCGGCACUGCUGCAUCAUGUACUUCAAUUUCCACACCAACCGUUUCAUCCUCCAUUGCUAUGUCAAUGUCAGCUGUGGCUCGAGCAAAAGAGCUGGCUGCUAAAGCUAAGAGGACAAAGGAGAAAGACUCUGAGGAUGAAAAGAUACAGAAAGAGACUCCAGCUCAGGAGAGUAUUCAACAGCCAGCAUACCAGCAGUAUCACAAUCUAGCCCAGGAUACUCCCCCAGGCCUCUCCCUGCCUUAUCAGUUCAAGGUACUGGCUGAGAUGUUUAGGAGCAUGGACACAGUGGUUGCCAUGCUGUUCAACCGCUCGGAGACUGCUACCUUCUCCAAGAUAAAAAAAGGAGUGCAGGACAUGAUGCACAAGCGGUUUGAAGAACACCACAUUGGCCAAAUGAAGACAGUUUUUCCUGAGGCUUACACCUUCAGACAGGAAAAGAACAUACCAACAUACAACAACUGUAUUAAGAAGGGCAGCUACCAGCUCACCAUGGAACCUGUCAUUCUUUGUGGCCAAAAAGAAGGUAGACCCAUCUUGACGGCCUCUGAUCUUUUGGCGAGACGACACACCUUCCAUCACAACCUCCUUUCGAUUGUGAAACACCACCACAAGCUUUUCCUCUCCUCGUUAGUACCUCAAGUGUGUGUGCCAGAAGAAAAACUGACCCGCUGGCACCCUAAAUUUAAUGUGGACACUCUACCAGCUGUGCAAGCAAGCUUACUUCCUCAACCUCCUUGCAUUGAUAAACUUAUAUCUGCCCAGGAGGUGUUGGACAAGGCCCAUUCUUUCAUCACACCCAAGAUGGAGAAAGCUCUGGUUUCUCUGGUUCAGAAGACGGGGGAUCAGAAUGCCCAAUGUAAAAAGACGUCUCCACAAAAUCGAAACUGCACGCAAACGGCUUCACCUCGUAUUCCAAAUGCCCUGAAUGGAGUUUCACAGUCCUUGUUAGACAGAAUUCGGGAAAAGGAAGCCCAGAAGCUCCAGGCUGCUAUGACCAGAAGUCCUUCUCAAGAAGGGCGUCUCUUGAUGAUGUCCCGGCUCGGGGAGCUAGCUCGGAUUCUUCGGAAUGUUUUUGUAUCUGAAAAAAAACCUGCUUUAAUUAUGGAAGUCAUUUGUAACCGGAUGGCUGCCAGCUACAGAUCUGAUCUCACUUCAGGGGAAAUGGAGAAGCACAUCCGAUUGCUGGCAGAGCUCAACCCCGACUGGCUCUCCAUACAUCCAAUCAGAAAGGACUUGUACCUUAAAUUGAACAAGCACAUGGACCUCUGUGUAAUUCUGGAUAAAUUAAGCUGUAGCAUCAGAGAAGAGGAAAAACUAAGUGCAAUAUUGUGACUUAAAUCAAGCGCCUGUCACAGUUAACAGUUUGUUUGCUUAAAAACAGUCAAAAGGAGUCUGUGUGCAACACUUCAUGGGAUAUGGCGGUGUUGUAAAGGGAUGUGUAACAGGAAGCAUGUUUUGUUCCCCGGAAUCUGUAAUAUGGUUUCGAAACCAUUUUUCUUGUUUUUAAUAUAUACACAUCACUAUUUUGAAUCGUGGGACAAUAUUAAAUGAACAAAAAAAAAAAAAUUGUCUCCUUUUGUAGCUGUAACAGCUUCUGAAAAAGCUUUUCCCAAGACUUGAGUUUGUGGGGAAUUUCAAUCCGUCCACAAGAACAUUUAAGAGAUACUGGACAGGAACUCCUGGCUUGCUGUCGGAGUCUAGCUUCUCAAGCUCUUCCACACCAAACUCAUCCAACUGUUUAAGGAAGACGUUGCUUUGUGAAUUAAGGUGCAAUCAUGCUGGUGAAACACAAAAUUUUUCUCCUGUGAUCUUUGUGACAGUUUUAUAAAAUACUGUUAAUUUGUGACGUUUCAACAAAGAGACUCAUUAAAAUGCGACUGGAUUGAUUUUGUUCCUCCUGCCCUGCAACGAAGUCCCGAAUACUAACCAUAAAUCACACGUGCGCACCCUGUUGGAGGGUUUACUCUUACAUCGGAGUAAUUCCGCUCAUUUGUUCACAUCAAAUAAUAUGCAAGUAUCAAUUGCUUAAAAGUGUAAAUCACACAAGGCUACUCUAAAAGUCAUCUUGUAUUUGUUGAAUGGUAGUGUGAAAUUAUAUUUUGUUUAAAGAGGGCUGUGUGUACUGGAAAAGAGAUCGGAAUUACCCCCAAAAAAAUUGGUUUGCUCAAUCAGGUCAACCUUUUGAACUCCAUGUUUUUGUUUAAAUCGACAGGUUGUUUUGUCAAUUCUGGAAGAGUAAUAAAAAUGCUUCCUGAG
Molecule: messenger RNA, 3036 nt
Organism: Phyllopteryx taeniolatus (common seadragon)
Lineage: Eukaryota; Metazoa; Chordata; Actinopteri; Syngnathiformes; Syngnathidae
Gene: cdt1
Product: chromatin licensing and DNA replication factor 1
Exons: 10
Coding region: 160-2112 (650 amino acids)
Biological process (GO): DNA replication preinitiation complex assembly; DNA replication checkpoint signaling; mitotic cell cycle
Cellular component (GO): nucleus
Molecular function (GO): DNA polymerase binding; DNA binding
Source: RefSeq, a predicted model, not a curated record